Molecule: messenger RNA, 1680 nt
Organism: Triticum aestivum (bread wheat)
Lineage: Eukaryota; Viridiplantae; Streptophyta; Magnoliopsida; Poales; Poaceae
Product: disease resistance protein RGA5
Exons: 2
Coding region: 1-1680 (559 amino acids)
Molecular function (GO): ADP binding
Source: RefSeq, a predicted model, not a curated record
AUGGAGUUCGCCAUGCUUUCCAUCCGCCCUCUCCUCUCGAAGCUGGGGGACCUGCUCGCAGGCGAGUUCGCCCUUGAGAAGCGUGUGAGGAAAGGCGUCGAGUCUCUUAGCAAGGAGAUGUUGCUGAUGCAGGCUGCCCUUGGCAAGGUGGCGAAAGUGCCGCCCGAGGAGCUCGAUGAGGAGGUCAAGAUCUGGGCAGGAAUGGUAAGGGACCUGGCCUACCAAAUGGAAGACAUCGUCGAUGUCUUCAUUGUGUGUGUGGGUGAUUUAUCUGCCAGCCCAAAGAAUAGAGUGAAGAAGUUUCUUAAGAAGACAUGCAAGUUAUUCAAGAAGGGCAUAGAUCUUCAUCGAAUCUACGAUGCUCUAGAAGAAGCAGUUACUCGGGCUAAGCAGUCGGCUGAGCUGCGCCAAAGGUACGAGCUCGAGACACUGAACACCCGCAUUGGUGCUAGCAUUGAUCCUCGCACCAUAGCUCUGUACACAGAUGUGAGAGAGCUUGCCGGCAUUGAAGAACCACGAGACGAGUUGAUCAACAAGUUACUUCAAGGUGAUGAUUGGUCGAAGAAUCCGUUGAAGACAGUCUCUGUUGUUGGAUUUGGUGGGUUAGGCAAGACAACCCUUGCUAAAACAGUGUAUGACAAGAUCAAAGUGCAAUUUGAGUGUAGUGCUUUUGUUUCGGUUUCUCGGAAUCCCAACAUGAAAAAAAUCUUGAAGAAUAUCCUUUUUGAGCUCGACAAGAAAAUGCAUUCAAACAUACAUAAUACGUCACGAGAAGAAAAGCAUCUCAUCGACGAACUCAUUGAAUUUCUUAAUGACAAAAGGUACCUCAUCGUAAUUGAUGACAUAUGGAAUGAAAAUGCGUGGCAAUUUAUCAAGUGCGCUUUCUCCAAGAAUAGUCUUGGAAGUCGAGUAAUCACGACAACCCGCAUCUUCAGUGUCUCUGAAGCAUGUUGCUCUUCUGCUGGUGAUAUUUAUAGGAUGAAACCUCUUUCUGAUGAUGUCUCAAGAAGGCUCUUCUAUGAAAGAGUAUUUUCUUCCGAUAAAGGAUGUCCUCAUGACUUGAUGGAAGUAUCUAAACACAUCUUGAAGAAAUGUGGUGGAAUACCAUUAGCCGUUAUUACUAUGGUAUGGAAAUGUGGUAGAACUUUGGCAAAAUCCUUAAGUAAUCUGCACAAGUUGGAAGUUCUACAGAAUUAUGUCAAAGGUGGAUGCGUUGAUCUCAUGCGCGAAGGCUGGGUUCCCUCUCCAGAAAUCCAUAGAUUACGGAUUAUCGGUUGCUCAUUGCAGACACUGUCGGCAUGGAUUAAUCCUUCAUCAUCGCUUCCGCUCCUGUCCUAUCUAGCAAUAACAGUGAGUGAAGUGCGAUCAGAGGACACUCAACUUCUUGGGAUGUUGCGUGCCCUUCGUUAUCUCGAUCUACGUGUUGAGGGCAACUUCUCAGGAGAGAAUCAUGUGGUGGAAAUAAUGUCUGUUGUCACCAAUGCAUUUCCAUGUGCAACAGAGUGCUACUUUGUGGGAAUUGUGUCUGCGCCAUCUAUAUUUCCGCAAGGAGCGGCGCCAAGGCUUAAAGAACUUUGCUUCGACUUCCCAGCUAUGUGGAUCGGCCGUGCCGAUUAUAAUUUAAGCAUGGGGCACCUCCCUUCCCUCGAGGCUGUGUAUGUAUGUGAACCUUUUGUGUAA